This is a messenger RNA of Rattus rattus (black rat), 1438 nucleotides long. RefSeq names its product transmembrane protein 106C (gene Tmem106c). The coding region runs from base 119 to 901 and encodes 260 amino acids. The record is from RefSeq and is a predicted model, not a curated record. NCBI's taxonomy places the organism in Eukaryota, Metazoa, Chordata, Mammalia, Rodentia, Muridae. The transcript is spliced from 8 exons.
CCAUUCUGCGCCUGCGCACGGGCGGAGGCGCGUCGGAGACUCGCUGGAGCGGGCAGGUGGAGGGAGGAGUGGUCCCGGGAGUAACAGCCAGGAGUUGGUGCGCCACAGGAGAUGAUACAUGGGGUCUCAGCACUCCUCUGCCCUCACAUUUUGUCAACGAAAGAAGGAUGACAAUCCGGAGGACUUGCUGGCUGAAAGAGAUCAGGAGGAAGCCAUCGCUCAGUUUCCCUAUGUGGAGUUCACUGGGAGAAAUAGCAUCACCUGUCACACCUGCCAGGGAGCAGGCUACAUCCCAGAAGAGCAAGUCAAUAAGUUGGUGGCUUUGAUCCCCCACAGUGACCAGAGGUUGCGUCCUCAGAGAACGAAGCAGUACGUCCUCCUGUCGGUCCUGCUGUGUCUCCUGGCAUCUGGCCUGGUGUUCUUCUUUCUGUUUCCACACUCAGUCCUUGUGGACGAUAAUGGCAUCAGAGUGUCGAAUGUCACUUUUAAUAAACAGGACUCCCUUGUGGUCCUCGAUGUGACGGCCACCCUGAAAAUCAGGAACUUCAACUUCUAUCCUGUGGCCGUGACCAACCUGUUCAGCCAGGUUCAGUACAUGAAGGCUGUGGUUGGCUCAUACACGGCUGCGAAUGUCUCGCUCAUUCCCCCUCGGAGUGAGCACCUGGUGAAUUUUACGGUGAAGGCUGAGGUGGGAGGACCGUCUUCCUAUGUAUACUUCUACUGCACACUUCCUGCCAUCCUGGUACACAACAUUGUGAUCUUCAUGAGGACUUCUGUGCAGAUUUCAUACAUUGGCCACACAUCCCAGAGCACCCUGGAGACGCAGCACUACGUGGAUUGUGGGGAGAAUUCCACAGCCGUUCAGAGCCUGCUCUUAGUUCCCUGGGGGCCACACCUAUAGAAGGAAGCCUAACAUCUGUCCCUGUGGCUGGCCCAGUGCAUCUUCCCAUGCACCUGGUGUUUUUCUCUUGGAACCAACAAACCCACUGCCCAGUGCCUCGUCUGUGCCCAGUGUAUAGUUAGCGCUCAACCUCAGGCUGAAGAACCGGAUUCCGAUAUUCUGGCUGCUCUUGAGUCGUUAUAAGUUGAGAUGAACCAGGGUUCUAGGUUUUCAGACCCGAGUAACACGAAGGUAGGAUGCUCGUGCAGCUGCAAACUCGGUGUGAGAAGCACCAGCAGGGCAGGGUGUCCAGGACACCCGUGAAGAGCCCCCCUCAGUGGCUGCCUUUGCAUCUGCUGCCUAAUACCCACCCCCACCCCCACCCCCUUCUCCCCCCAGCUUUUCAGAAAGGUUUUGGCAUUUCUUUUCCUUCCCAUACAAAGUGAUUAGUUUUCCCCCAAGGGUCUACUGAAGGGCUUGACGGACCUUUGAUCCACUGGCUGGAUAUUGGAUUGGGAAUUUGAUAGAGGAAUAAACGCUGCUUUUGAUUGAUCCGCA